Messenger RNA from Owenia fusiformis, 3299 nucleotides. Lineage: Eukaryota; Metazoa; Annelida; Polychaeta; Sabellida; Oweniidae. The record is from the annotation of a GenBank genome assembly.
AUGAUUAGGAAUAUUUGCUGGAUGAGGCCAAGGCCACGUAGGACCCUCAUUGCUAUUCUAGUCGCAGGGGUGGUGAUCCUUUUGAUACUACACUUUAUGAAAGCUUUGAGAAUACACAGAGCGUACAAUAAGGCCAAAGCACAAGAGGGAAUCCAUAUAGCAGAGAAUCCAACAAUACUUUUAGCAAAAGCCACCGAAAGCUAUGGCAGAAAGACGGAUAAACUGGAAAUAGCGCUGGUUUGUUCAGCAAGUAAUCUGCAUAAAGGAAAAACUGUUGAAACGAUACCGUUUUUUCAAAAUUUCUUAACUUCGUUUUGUGAAACGGCAUCAUUGGGUAUCACCUAUACGAUAUAUAUCGCAGAACAAAAUGGAACAGUGCAUGAAAUCAUCAAGGAUAUAUUUCACUCUAAUUUUAAAGAUUGUUCUAAAACGUUUGACGUAGGUAUUCGAAUCGUCCCAAAUAUUGAUAACCAAAGACACGGAGGUCGGGGCCUUAAUGAUAUCAUGUACAUAGCUUAUUUAUCAGGGGCAUCGUACAUUUACAAAAUAACUGAUAAUCAGACGUUUUUGUCAACAUCACAGAACUGGACAGAAGUGUAUAUAAAAGAAUUACGCAAUCGCAAGGACAAAGAAGUUGGAAUUAUUUUUGAUUGUAAACAGGAGUUCCGGAAAUGUCAAGAAAUGUCCUAUUUUAUUCACAAAACUCACAUGGACAUAUUUGGAUCUGUGUUUCCACCAGAUAUAAUGGAUUCAGAUGUCGAUCAUUGGAUCUAUGAUCUUUACUAUCCGAAUUACACGUCAAACAUUCCUAUAACAUCAAGUGCUUUAAGUGCUGAACAUGAUCUGAAACUCAUCAAUAAAUCAGUCAUAAUCAAAUCGUUGGUAAUCAAAAACAAACCGGUGUUAGAACACUAUACACAUAGCUUGAAAUCUAAACAAAGUAAAAGGAAAAAUUGGAUCAUUUCAAUGAGUUUAUGGGGAAACUCCAAGAGAUAUACCUAUGGCGCAAUAAGAAACGCUCAACUUGCAAAGAUCAACUUCCCAGAAUGGACUCUCAGGAUCUAUAUUGAAAAAGCUGAUAUUCAGCAUAAGUACACUAAAGUUCCUGAUUAUAUUCUAGACAAGUUGGUUGACUUGGGCGUGGAUUUAUUUGAGGUGAAUACACAGAAUGUGACCUUAGCACCAAUGAUAUGGCGUUUCAUGGUCGCAGAUGAUUUGACAAUCGAACGGUUUAUAGUGAGAGAUGCGGAUAGUCGACUUACGGAGCGUGAUGCAGCAACAGUACAGGCGUGGUUACGUACAGACAAACCCUUCCACUGUAUUCGCGAUCAUCCUAGUCACGGUUAUUUCCCCCUCAGCGGGGGGACAUUUGGAGGUAAGCCUAAAGAUAUUUUGAAAAUAUUUGAUAAACCAUGGAGCAAGUUGUCAUCAAAAUAUGGUUCGAGGUACCUUGAGGAUAUGAACUUUUUGAAUAAUGUGGUUUGGCCAAAGGCAAAAGAUUACUUCUACUGCCAUGAUAGUGUAUCAUGUAAGAAGUAUACUAGCUCACAUCCGUUUCCAGUGGCCCGAAACGGUAAAGAGCACGUUGGCGGGGUUUAUGACCAAUAUGACAUUCCAAGACAAAUAGACCUUGAUAUAAUACAUCUCGAUAAACUACCACCAGAAUGUACAAACUUAUCCUCUGCCAAAGCUCCAGAAACGACGGUUGUUCCAACUUCAACAAAAACUAGACCAAUUAUAAUUUGGAGCAACGAUUUCCAUAUAAGUCCCAUAAAGGACCUCAAAUCUUUCUUGGGAGCAAUGGGUGUUACGUUCAUUGAUAAAAGCCUGUCUGGGCAUUGUCAUCUCACAAAAACCUGUGCAACAGAUUUGAAAGUUUUGAAUAAGGGGAAUGGCAUUAACUUGGACAGACCCGCCAUCUAUACAGAGUUUUAUGAAGCAUACAAGGAUGACCCUGAAAUGGAAAAGGUGGACGCAUUUGUAUGUUUCCAUCCAUCAGCCAUGUGCGAAAUUUUCAUGCCAUUCAACAAAUCUAUUAUUGUUAUACCAUCCACACGUUUCGAGAUGGGCAGACACGCUAAGGACCGUUGGAAUGCAUGGAAUUUGAAUUUAAAACGUAUUUCAGAGCAGCUACAAAAUACAGUAGGAGCCAAUAACCAGUAUGAUCUGGAGUAUGUGCGUUAUUUCACAGGAAUUACCCCAACACUUUUACCAAGUUAUUGUGGGUAUGUUGACUCUGAAUACAACCCCACUCGGCCAGGUUAUCUUCUUAGUCCUGUUCACAAAGCUGGAUUCGAAAAGAUCUUCCUAGAUGAAUUCAACAAGGCAAAAGAAGAAUCCAAUGUAAGUCUGACUCCACUUCGUACGCUCUAUGGUCACUAUGAAUACAGUGAUCUAGCCAGCCAUCAAGGGAUUGUGUAUGUACCUUAUCAAGUAUCCGUGAUGAGCCUGUUUGAGCAAUAUAGAAUGAACGUUCCUUUAUUUUUCCCCUCUCUCGAUUUACUUUCUAGUUGGCAACUGACCUAUAAUGUCCUAAACGAGCGAACCUGGAGUUCAGUUUUCGGCACAAUCCCUGACAAAUCCAUAAUUCCUGGCGUACUAGACAAUGUUCCAGACCCAAAUAAUGACAAAGACCUCGAAGCCAUAAAAUAUUGGCUGAAGUACUCAGAUUUUUACCAGUGGCCACAUAUUGUUUACUUCGAUACGUACAAAGAUCUGAUCAUGAAACUAGAAACCACUGAUCUGAGGAAAGUGUCUGAUGGAAUGCGUGAAUAUAACAAGAAAGUAAAAACUGAUUUGUCGCAACGAUGGCAGGACAUUUUAGAUAAAGUAAGAACUUUCUCUCAGCAUUUCGAAUAACUGAUAAACCUAUGAGAACGAAGUUUCUCUAAGCAUUUCGAAUAACUGAGUCAUAAUUGUACUAUGAACACAAGGUUUCUCUCAGCAUUUCGAAUGCCUGAGUCAUAACUGUAACUGAUGUAUCUAUGAGUAGGAAGUUUCAGCAUUUCGAAUAACUGAGUCAUGACUGUUACUGAUGCAUCUAUGAGUACGAAGUUUCUCUCAGCAUUUCGAAUACCUGAGUCAUAACUGUAACUGAUGCAUCUAUGAGUAGUAAGUUUCUCUCACCAUUUCGAAUAACUGAGUCAUUACUGUAACUGAUGCAUCCAUGAGAACGAAGUUUCUCUCAUCAUUUCGAAUGACUGAGUCAUAACUGCAGUUGAUGCAUGUAUAAAUACAAAGUUUAUCUCAGCAUUUCGAAUAACUGAGUCAUAACUGUAACUGAUGCAUCUAUGAAUACG